Molecule: messenger RNA, 1680 nt
Organism: Pestalotiopsis fici W106-1
Lineage: Eukaryota; Fungi; Ascomycota; Sordariomycetes; Amphisphaeriales; Sporocadaceae
Exons: 2
Coding region: 1-1680 (559 amino acids)
Source: RefSeq, a predicted model, not a curated record
AUGGCUUUGCAAGCUGUUUACAAGCAGUUCCUCGCCGCGCCCGACUCUUCCCUAUUGGCCAACGAUGCCGCUCUGCACUAUGUCACCACCACCACAAGCUACCGCGGCUCUACCGACAUCAUCAACCACUUGACUUCUCUGCGCAACCAGGUAAAGAAGAAGCAAGAGGAGUAUCUUACUGUCAUAGAGGGUCAGAAUGCUGUCGCCAUCGAGGUCGACACCAUCCUCGAGUUCGUCACUAGCGGCGCGGCCUACCUACCCGGCAUGGAUGACAACUUCCUCGCCGACCGCACCGUCUAUUUGCCCGUGGUCUUUUGGGUGAAACCGCAGACACACAUUGUCACCUUCAAUCCCGAGGGCAAACUCCAGCAAAUCCGUCAGAGCUGGGACCAGGGCUCGCUCUUGAAACAGCUCGAUAUCAUUGGCAAGACUGGCCGCAAUUGGCCCAUUCGCGAUGCCAAGGACCAGAUCAAGCUCAUCGCUUCGUCUCUGAAGGCCUCUGGCGAUUUACCCGCCGCCGAGAAUUCAUCUACUGCACGCGGUCGCGGCAACUCCAACAAUGCUCUGCGCGACCCCCAUGCCUCCCUCGCCCUGUUUGCGCCCCGCGAGGAGGUCGAGCAGCAUAAUCCUGUCUCCGUCAUCUCUCCUAGAGGCGGACCGCGGCCUAGGCAACGCGACUUUGCCGAGAUUCUCGGUGACGAGCCUGUCGAUGCUCCUGGUUCCCCCAGUGCUGGACGCGGUCGGCCGGGCUCUGCUAUCGCCCCAAAGAUUGGCGCUGGUAAGAACUUUCAGGCGAACCGUUUAUUCGACACCGAGGGCGAAGUCCCCGAAGAGCCCGAGUCAACCGACGAGGGCAAGUCACCAGAUCGUUUUUACCGCCCAAACCCAAAGAAGUACAACCACUUCGAUUUCGCCGAUGGCUCUGAGCCGCAAGACGCGCCCCAGCCUGGUGAGGCAACGCCUCUCAAGACAAAACACACCAGCCAGUGGAAUUUUGAGGAUUUCACCACUCCGGCCAAGGCCCGGCCAGGCAAGGCGUUGCAGAAGAGCCACCAAGAUGUGCGCCACUGGGGGAACCCAGGCGACGAGAAUGUGCAGGAGAGUGUUCGAAAGCCAGCAAACAACAAGCCCCGCCGCGACGCCGAGCCGCACUUUGAGUUCGUCGACGAUGGCGUGCCUCAAGGAGAGCCUCGUGCAGGCCGCCCACGCGGUGCUACCCACAACAACGGACUCGGCUUGUACAAGAAUAAUGUAUAUAGCGGAGAAGCGCCGGCGGAUGGUGAUGACGACGCCGUUGACGCAGAUCAGCAUGCCCUCGGCAACAUCACCAACCUCAAGAGCCGCGGCAAAACUUUUCAGUCUCAAUUUUCCAUGACCGACGACUCCCCAGCAAAGGAGCCCUCAAGCAAGCACGUGGGUCAAGACCGACAGAAGGCUGUGAAGAUGAUGGAUGCAAACUGGUCUUCAUAUGACCAGUCGCCUGCGCAAAAGGAAAACAAGCCGGUCAAGCCCAAGUCAACAGACAACGAGCGUGGCAUCCACAUCGGUGGCGAUGGCAUGGGCGGCUCCCGAGGAACCAACAGAGACUGGCUCUUUGGUGGCGACGAGGAGGAGCCAUCCAAGACACUCCCAACGAGAAAGAAUGCGGCCAAGUCAGGGGGGUUCAACUGGGACUUCUAG